Messenger RNA from Parnassius apollo (apollo), 2136 nucleotides. NCBI's taxonomy places the organism in Eukaryota, Metazoa, Arthropoda, Insecta, Lepidoptera, Papilionidae. The record is from the annotation of a GenBank genome assembly.
AUGAGCCGUGGAGGUCGCGGCGCCGGCAGAGGAGGUACCCGGGGAGGGCGGUCAAGUGAUAGAUCGGAAGAUAGGGGUAGUCGUUUUGGUGCACCCCGUGGUCGAGAUGGCGGCAGAGGGGGAAGAGGUGGUGGCGGCUUUGGAAAUCGCGGCGGAGGCGCUCGUGAUGAUUUUAGAAGCUUUAAGAAUGACCAACCGGGCGGUAAUUUACGAAAGAUCCGUUGGGACACGGUAACACUGACCCCAUUCCAGAAGAACUUUUAUGUACCUCAUCCAAAUGUCCAAAAGCGUUCACCAGCCGAAGUCGAGGCAUAUCGUAGUGAAAACCAGAUUACGGUCAAAGGGCGGGAUGUGCCGGCGCCCAGUAUAUAUUUUGAGGAAGGUGGAUUCCCAGAUUAUGCUAUGAGGGAAAUCUUGAAACAAGGCUUUCCUCAUCCUACACCAAUCCAGGCACAGGGCUGGCCCAUAGCCCUGUCUGGCCGAGAUUUAGUUGGAAUAGCUCAAACUGGCUCUGGAAAAACUUUGGCAUAUAUUUUGCCAGCUAUUGUACAUAUUAUUAACCAACCUAGGCUGUUGAGAGAUGAGGGGCCCAUAGUACUUGUUCUGGCUCCUACUAGGGAGCUUGCACAGCAAAUUCAACAGGCUCUGAUUGCUAUGAACGGGACCGCAGCAGACAUGACAGAUCCCAACGACGGUGACAUAGUCGCAACAGACUUCGGUCAAAAUGUUCAAGUUCGCAACACAUGUAUAUUCGGUGGGGCCCCCAAAGGACCCCAAGGUCGUACUUUAGAACGUGGUGUUGAAAUUGUCAUUGCCACCCCUGGAAGAUUGAUUGACUUCUUAGAAAAAGAUACAACCAACCUACGUCGCUGCACAUAUUUAGUAUUGGAUGAAGCAGACAGAAUGCUGGAUAUGGGCUUUGAGCCGCAAAUUAGGAAAAUCAUUGAGCAAAUUCGGCCAGACAGACAAGUGCUUAUGUGGUCAGCGACUUGGCCUAAAGAGGUCCAAAACCUGGCUGAAGAGUUUCUACAUGAUUACAUCCAAAUUAACAUUGGUUCGCUGAGUCUCUCUGCGAACCAUAAUAUCCUGCAAAUUGUUGAUGUGUGCGAGGAGUGGGAGAAGAAUGAUAAGUUAUUGACACUUCUCAAUGAGAUAUCUUCUGAGGAAGAAACGAAGACUAUAAUUUUCGCUGAGACAAAGCGAAAGGUGGAUGAAAUCACCAAAACUAUAAACCGAGCCGGCUGGCGAGCAUUAGCUAUUCACGGAGACAAGAAUCAGCAAGACCGUGACUAUGUCCUCGGACAAUUCCGACAGUCGAAUGGCGGCAUUCUGGUCGCCACUGAUGUCGCAGCUAGAGGCCUUGAUGUGGAGGAUGUGAAGUUUGUGAUAAACUACGACUAUCCAAACAAUUCUGAGGACUACGUUCAUCGCAUUGGACGUACAGGACGCUCCCAGAACACCGGCACAGCUUAUACACUUUUCACGCCCACUAACUCUGCUAAGGCCAAGGAUCUCAUGUCUGUGUUGCAAGAAGCAAAUCAAGUUGUAAACCCAAGGCUGUUGGAGCUAGCUCAGUGUGGGAUGGGCUUUAAGGGAAAGUAUGGGCGCGGGCGGUUCCGCGAGCGCGACGACAGCGAGCGUGGCGGGGGGGGCGCGGGCGCGGCCGCGGCCGUGGGGGACGUUUCGGUGACCGAGGCUCAAGAUGGGAUGAAAAUGGCGGCUCAGGUGGCUACAACCAAGGCUCUGGCUUCAAUAAACGUCCGGACUAUAAUAACCGUCAGGACAGCUACAACAACCGUCAGGACAGUUCCAACAAUCGUCAAGACAAUGGCACCGCUCGACAGAGCUUUGGUAACAGGGAUGGUGGAUUCAAUCGAGAGAAUUCCGGAGGCUUUAGAGGUCGAGGUGGCCAAAGGGGAAGAGGCCGUGGAGGCUCCAGCUACAACCAGAACGAUUCUCAAGGUUACCAGAAUCAGAGCCAGAACUUUAAUGUACCCCCACCCACUUCGUAUUAUAACAUGUAUUCUCAACCUCCCCCGCCCCCCGCUGCUAAGUUUGGAGCCAAGUAAAACAACAUGGGUUGUUUUCUUAGCAUUAUUGAAACAGCCUAUACUUUGUGCGACAAUUUUAAAGUAG